AGGAGAGUUUACACGGUGUAUAAAAGGAGACUGUAACAGCGAGUAACACAGUCGACUCAAGUUCAGAAGAGCCGCCGAGAAGAGCUCAGAAGAGCCUGCCAAAGAAACCUAUACAAAUAAACACAGAAAAGACAAAGAAGCUGACCGCAGAGAUGGACAGUGGUGACAAGAGACAGACCGAAACGGUCCAGAGCACAGAAAGCGAUCUGUCAGAGCAAAUAAAGACCGCGACAAAGGAGAGCCACGUCAGAGCGGAGAACACGCAGCUUAUGCAGAGCUUCCAGAAGGGGCAAAUAGCUCUGCCACAGUAUAAGCUCCUCCUGUUCUCGCUGUAUGAGAUCUACAACGCUCUGGAAGAGGAACUGGACAGAAAUGCCUCCCAUCCAAGUGUGGCACCAAUAUACUUUCCCCAAGAACUGGCCCGACUUGAGUCACUGAAGAAGGACCUCGCACACUUUUAUGGACAAAACUGGAGGGAGAGAGUCAUUGUCCCUGCAGCUACACAGAGAUACACACAGAGGCUGAGACAGGUGGGCAAAGAAAAUCCAGAAUAUCUAGUGGCCCAUGCCUACACCCGUUACCUUGGAGACCUGUCAGGGGGGCAGGUCCUGGGACGCAUUACCCAGAAGUCCCUGGGGCUGAAGAAUGGGGAUGGUCUGUCCUUCUUCUCUUUCCCCGGGGUGAGCAGCCCAAAUCGCUUCAAGCAGCUGUACAGAAGCAGGAUGAACAGCAUCGAACUGACGGAGGAGGAGAGGAAGGGUCUGCUGGAGGAGGCAGUCAGAGCUUUCCAGCUCAACGUUGAGGUGUUUGAUGACCUCCUGAAGAUGCAGACUGCUGCAGAGCCUGAAGCAGGCGUGCGGCGGAGACACGGAGUUCAAAAUAACAACACGGCUCUAGAGAUGGACAAAAACCAUCUUGAAGAUGUUCAGAUCAGUGGCAGCGAUUUGUCGGAGCAGAUCAAGGCCGUGACAAAGGACAGCCACGUCAGGGCGGAGAACACCGAACUCAUGCUGAGCUUCCAGAGGGGGCAGAUAACCCUGCCACAGUAUAAGCUGCUCCUGUUCUCGCUGUAUGAAAUCUACAACACUUUGGAAGAAGAACUGGACAGAAAUGCCUCCCAUCCAAGUGUGGCACCAAUAUACUUUCCCCAAGAACUGGCCCGACUUGAGUCACUGAAGAAGGACCUCAAUCGCUUCAAGCAGCUGUACAGAAGCAGGAUGAACAGCAUCGAGCUGACGGAGGAGGAGAGGAAGGGUCUGCUGGAGGAGGCGGUCAGAGCUUUCCAGCUCAACGUCGAGGUUUUUGACGAUCUACAGAAGAUGCUGAGCUUUACCGAGAGCAGAACCGAUGUGAGCCACAAACACUCUACUCCCGACACAUGGGGAGGUAACCUGCUGACACAAGCACAAGCCCCAACCUCACUCGUCCCUUCUUCUCUUCUUCGGUUAAUUCUGGGCAUCUGCGUUGCCUUAGCAACGGUGGGACUUGGAAUAUACAAAUUUUGAUACAUUUUCUUUUUUUCUUUUUAUUGAACCUGUAGUGCAGAAUAGAGAAACUGAGUAACAGGCACUUAAAGCUGCUGAUUCUUAGCUGCUUCUCAAACGUUGCUUAAAAUAAUGAUGCAUUUACACAUUCCCUUUAAAGUACUUGGCUGAACAGUAUAGCUCGUCUCUUCUGGGAUUGUUCCAGUUUGAAACGUAGUAUCUUAAUGAUAACCCAGCACUUUUAGUGUAAUAUGUAGCUCCAGUAUGCAAAUAACUCAAUUGGAGUGUGUGUGUGUGUGUGUGUGUGUGUGUGGUUGGGGGCUGGAAUCACCUAUGCAGUUUGUACACUGUGUCUUGACACCAAUCAAUGCAUUUAAAACAGACUUAAUGUAUUCUGAUCAUAUCUUUUGAUACAGUAUUUCUAAAAAUGAUUUGUGAAAGAUGACUGCUAGGAUAUCAUGCAUUUGUUUGUUUUUAAUAUUGUGUAGUUUUUAACAUUGUGUGUCAACAGAAAUAAGUAACUUUAUAUUUUCUAAUAAAAUUAUUCCAUUAUGUGUGA
Messenger RNA from Paramormyrops kingsleyae, 2043 nucleotides. The record is from RefSeq and is a predicted model, not a curated record. NCBI's taxonomy places the organism in Eukaryota, Metazoa, Chordata, Actinopteri, Osteoglossiformes, Mormyridae.